AUACAGGUUAUGAACGACCCUAUCCACGGCCACAUCGAAAUUAGCCCUCUCUGCAUGGCCAUCGUGGACACUCCACAGUUUCAGAGGUUGAGGUUCAUUAAGAUGACUGGCACGGGCUCUCUGGUCUACCCUGGGGCGGUUCAUACAAGAUUCGAGCACAGCAUCGGAGUUUGUCACCUGGCGGAAACAUUGUGUAGAACUAUGCAACAAAAGCAGCCAGAGCUGAACAUUACUGAGUCUGAUGUGUCAUGUGUAGCAGUAGCAGGGUUGUGCCAUGACUUGGGUCAUGGACCUUUUUCCCAUUUGUAUGAUCAGCUGUUUAUUCCAAGUUUUAGGAGGUCGGCGAAACUACCGGACUGGAAGCACGAACAAGCUUCAGUGGAUAUGUUAGACUACAUUAUAAAGGAGAACAACUUGAAGCAUCUAUUCAGCGACGAGGACCUGAUGUUCAUCAAAGAGCAAAUAAUGUCACCUACAAACAAAGUUGUUAUUUUUUUUCUCUCCAAUUUGUUUUUUAAUGAUUUAAUCGAUUACCAGGGUAGAGGCCAGGACAAGAUGUUCCUCUACGAGAUUGUAGCCAACAAUCGGACUGGGAUCGACGUGGAUAGGUGGGAUUACUUCCUUCGGGAUAGCCACUAUUUGGGAUUGAAAGUUUCGUUCGAUCCCGGUCGACUCCUUAAGUUUGUCAGGGUUAUCGACGUCAAUGGGGAGAAACAGAUCUGUGCCAGGAACAAGGAAGCGGAUAACCUGUACGAGAUGUACCACUGCAGAAGCAGUCUUUUCAAGCAAGCCUACCUUCACAAGACCACCAUCAUCUUAAAUUACAUGAUUUGUGAAGCAAUGAAACUGGCAGAUGACCACCUCUUUUUUCCAGGCACAAAUGGAAAACUCUACAAGAUGUCUGAAGGCAUGAACGACAUGGAAGCCUUCUGGAAGAUGACGGACGACAUCAUCCUGCAAAUCCUCCACUCCAGCAGGCCAGAACUUUCCAGAUCAAGAGAGUGGAUCAAGAGAGUCUUUUCGAGGAAUCUACCUAAAAUUGUUGGGCUCGUAAAGGAAUCUGAUAAUCCGAAGUUGAAAUGGAGUGCAGACUGGAUUCAUGAACAGCUCGUCAUGGAUAGCACCCUGUUGAAGAUGAACCUGACUGCCGAUGAUUUCAUUGUUGUCAAACGUUCUUUUAACUAUGGGAUGAAGGAGAAGAAUCCGCUUGAAAACUGCAUGUUCUACAGUAAACAUAAUCCAGAUGUGGCCUAUAAAGUUACGAAGGAUCAAGUCUCACCAUUUUUACCCGAAAAAUUUCUCGAAGUCCAGUACCUGGUCUACUGCAGCGAGGAUGAGAAACAAAGUGUGGCCAAUGAGGUCUACAUGGCCUUCUGUCUUAGGCAUAAUAUUCUGAUUUACAAGGUUAUUAUUGUUUUUAUUUUUAUAUUAUUAUUAAUGUCUAUUAUUAGUAAUAUUAUUGUUAGUUUUAUGUUUUUUGUUAAGGCGUCUAAGACACUGCUGCAGUAA
This is a messenger RNA of Helobdella robusta, 1509 nucleotides long. RefSeq lists its product as hypothetical. Gene Ontology annotation, cellular component: nucleus. NCBI's taxonomy places the organism in Eukaryota, Metazoa, Annelida, Clitellata, Rhynchobdellida, Glossiphoniidae. The record is from RefSeq and is a predicted model, not a curated record. The annotation marks the transcript as partial. The transcript is spliced from 12 exons. Gene Ontology annotation, biological process: dGTP catabolic process. Gene Ontology annotation, molecular function: dGTPase activity.